AUGUGCGCCGGCGGCUCAGAAACUUCGAUGCAGGCCGGCCUGACGGUUGAAGAGCCGCCAGAGGCGCUUGCAGAGCUGUUCGUCGAUUCGCACUGCCACCCUACGGACGAUCCCGCGGCGUACACCGAAGCCAAUCUCGACGAGCUCUCGAGGCGGAUCCAAGAUUCUGCCGUCGGGAAGCUUGUCUGUAUGUCGACAAAUGCACGCGACCAGGACCUUGUCGCCGAGCUAGCUUCACGGCACCCCUCGAAGGUGAUCCCGUGCUUCGGCUGGCAUCCGUGGUUUGCGCAUCAGAUCUCCCUCUCUGAUCCUGCUCCAAGCAAGCGAAACCACUACUAUCAGCUGUUUGGCUUGAGCGACAGCCAGACCGACGACCGCAGCGAUCUCAAAAGCGAGCUUGACUCCAUGUGGGAUCAUCUACCGGAUCCGGUCUCGUUGAAGGACGUCUGCCAGGCAAUUGGAGAAAACUUCGAGCGCUUCCCAAAUGCGCUUCUGGGCGAGGUCGGCAUCGACCGUGCCUUUCGCAUACCGCGGAGAGCCUGGAACUACGAUCCACAGAAGACAGCCGAGGACACCGCAGAUCAACCAAGGUUGACGAGGCUCAAGACCCCGCAAGCCCAUCAGAUGUCGAUCCUGCGCGCCCAGAUCGAGGUCGCGCUGCGCUUCAAGCGCAACAUCUCGCUGCAUUCGGUCCAAGCAGCGGGCUUGACCGUCGACCUGCUCUCGUCCCUGCGCAACACCGAUCUAGCCUCGUUUGGCGCCAUCCGGCUAUCGCUGCACUCGUGCACCAUGGAUACCAACGUGGUCAAGUCGAUCACCAAGAAGCAUGCCAACGUCUACGUCGGCUUUUCGUCGACAAUCAACCGAAAGCAGAUCCUGCAGAAGGAGUGCCUGGCCGGUGUUGAUCGCACACGUGCCCUGAUGGAGAGCGAUCACCAUACGGUGAGACGCAUGCCUGCAUGCCUGCUGCAAGCGACUCGAUACUUCGCCGACUUGCACAGUCUCAGCCUAGAGGCGGCUGCGCAGCAGUUGCGCUCGAAUUGGAACGCAUUCUACUCGUCGACGUAUUGCCAGGACCAGGACUCAGAUACGGAUUGA
Messenger RNA from Moesziomyces antarcticus, 1098 nucleotides. RefSeq names its product DNAse family scn1. Gene Ontology annotation, molecular function: hydrolase activity, acting on ester bonds. The record is from RefSeq and is a predicted model, not a curated record. NCBI's taxonomy places the organism in Eukaryota, Fungi, Basidiomycota, Ustilaginomycetes, Ustilaginales, Ustilaginaceae. Bases 1 to 1098 code for a protein of 365 amino acids. The transcript has a single exon.